Penicillium daleae is the source of this 1389-nucleotide messenger RNA. Its product is annotated as transcription initiation factor TFIID subunit 7 family protein. Gene Ontology annotation, cellular component: transcription factor TFIID complex. Gene Ontology annotation, molecular function: RNA polymerase II general transcription initiation factor activity. The transcript has a single exon. Gene Ontology annotation, biological process: RNA polymerase II preinitiation complex assembly; transcription initiation at RNA polymerase II promoter. Bases 1 to 1389 code for a protein of 462 amino acids. Lineage: Eukaryota; Fungi; Ascomycota; Eurotiomycetes; Eurotiales; Aspergillaceae. The record is from RefSeq and is a predicted model, not a curated record.
AUGUCUGAGCCCAAGGGUCCGACCCUCAAGCUCAAGUUCGGCAAGAAGGCCGCUCCGCCGCCAGCGCAGCCUGCGCCAGCUGAACCCGCUGCGCCGCCGAAGCUCACCCUGAAGAUCGGUCGCAAACCACAGCCCCCGCCUGAGCCGUCCGACGAGAAGCCCAAGAAAAAGAAGGCUUCGUCGAAAAAACGCCCUGCCGAGAAUGCACCGCCGCCACCUGAGCCGGCAGUUGCCCAGCCUGGUCCCAAGCGGCUCAAACUGAACGCAUCCAAGCUCAAGUCGAUUCGCCUCAAGAACAAGGGCCAUGUCCCCAACCGGCCAGUCGGUGUCGGAUACGACUCAGAGGCAUCGGAUACGGAGAUUGACCCGUCGAUCGAGGAACAGUUCAUACUGCGAAUGCUACCAGGUGAAGACUGCGACUAUCUGCGGCAAGCUAUUGAAGAGAGAAAAUUCGACAAGUCAGAGUUCUCGUUCAAACCGCUUAAUCGCGAGGGAAGACGUGCCAUUUUCAAGGUCCGAAAUAAGCAGUAUGCGGCAUGUUUAGUCGAUCUGCCCUGUAUCAUCGAGGGCAUGAAGAGUUGGGACCGUCGGGGUUGGUACAAAUCAGCAGACAUUUGUCAAAUGCUCUUGGUGCUGGGGCCUGUCUCGAGCGAUCAAGAAGCUCUUGAAUACCCUGUCCCUUCUGAGCUCGAAGUUGCCGACACCAAGACGCUACAAUACCCCCAUGGUCUAGCACCACCUUUACGAUGGGUCCGCAAGCGACGUUUCCGGGAUCGUGUCAGCUCGCGUACUAUCGAACAGGUUGAAACGGCUGUGGAGGAUUUGAUUGCACAGGACGAACAAUCUCUCUUCCCUCCACGGUUUGACCUCGUGGAUAACACAUCUCUGAACCGUGCCGAAGGAUUCGUGCAGGACGAUUACGAGGAAGACUACGACGAAGAGCAAGAUGCUGAAGGCGAGAUUGAUGAGAUGAUGGAUGACUUUGAGGAUGACCUGGCCGCCGAGAUGGAAGCCGCACUGGCUGCUGGAGACGAUGAUGCAGCGGCGGCCGUCACAGAAGCAGUGCAGGCAGCUGCUGCGUCUACGCCAGCUGCGCCGACUGAAGGUGGCGGUGAUUCUUCGGGCGAUGAGAAUGAAGUAUCGGACGAGGACGACGACAUCCCAGAAGAUGAUCUUGACGAAGAACAACUGGAACAGCAGCGCCAACUCCAGCAGCAUCGGGAGGAGAUUGCUGAGCUUGAAGCCCUCAUUCAAACGGAAACCGCACAGUGGCAGAAGGUACAAAACCAAAUUCUACGCAACAAGAUGGGUCGCCGUAUUCAGGAGCUCAAGAAAGAUCUGGAACUCAAGAAGGUGUCUGUUGGGAUGCCUGGCGAGAACGAUGUAUAA